Messenger RNA from Moneuplotes crassus, 516 nucleotides. Lineage: Eukaryota; Ciliophora; Spirotrichea; Euplotida; Euplotidae. The record is from the annotation of a GenBank genome assembly.
AUGAAAGAAAUACAAGAGUUAAUUUUUGAUGAAAAUUUAACUGAAAGUUUACUUGAUGAAGGAGUUGUGCCAAAUAAGGUACCGACCUUGGAGAAGAUGAUCCUAGGCACUAAUCUAAAGAUACUAAGUUGUCAAAGGAAAGAAGAUUAUCAAAACUUUACGUUUUCUAUGGAUGAAUUAGCUCAAAACCUUUCCCAGAAUGAUCCUACAAGAAUUGUAAAGGUUCCAGUUAUCUCCAAAACACAGAGAGAAAGGAAUUGGACUAAUUACAAAUAGAAGCAAUAGAAUAUCUUGCUCUGAGACUAAUAAAACAAGGGCUUCGUUGAAAGAAGAUAUUCGGAGCCUAUUGAAAGUUGCUGCCAAACUGAGGCUGGAAGAUCUAGAAAAUAAUCAACAGAAGCUCAAAGAAAUUAGUCAGGCUAAAUUGGCAAAGAAGUCUGACGAUUCCAAAUAUGUAACAAUGGACGAUGUUGAGCCCUUUAAAAAAUCAGAAUAAUUAUUAAUUUUUCAUUUUAA